UCUAUCCUAUUCAUUCAUCAUCGAUCCUUCAUAUAUAUAUAUAUAUAUAUAUCAAUUCUUCGAUCGAUCUAUCAUCUCUCUAGCUUCCCCAGGCGAAAUUAAUAAUAAUAAUAAUAAUGGCGACGGGAGAUAAUAAUAUAGGAGAUCAGAGCUGGAAGGCAGCGGCUGAGACGACGGAAUACGCAUUCAAGAGCACGGAAGUGCCGUCAUGGAAGGACCAAUUGACGGCGAGAUCGAUGGUGGCGAGCCUUGUCCUCAGCGUCGUUUUCAACUUCAUCGUCUGCAAACUGAAUCUCACCACGGGCGUCAUCCCGUCCCUCAACGUCGCCGCAGGGCUGCUAGCCUUCACCAUGAUCAAGUCCUGGACCACCCUCCUCACCAAGAUCGGCGUCCUCCAUCGCCCCUUCACCCGCCAGGAGAACACCGUCGUCCAGACCUGCGUCGUCGCCUCCUCCGGCAUAGCCUUCAGCAGCGGAACUGCUAGUUACAUGUUGGGGCUGCUAGCCUUCACCAUGAUCAAGUCCUGGACCACCCUCCUCACCAAGAUCGGCGUCCUCCAUCGCCCCUUCACCCGCCAGGAGAACACCGUCGUCCAGACCUGCGUCGUCGCCUCCUCCGGCAUAGCCUUCAGCAGCGGAACUGCUAGUUACAUGUUGGGUAUGAUCCCAAGGGUGGCCGACCAGGCCGAGAUCGGGAACACUCCCAACAACAUGAAGACCCUUUCCCUCGGCUGGGUGACGGCGUUUCUUUUCGCCGUUAGCUUCGUUGGCCUCUUCUCCAUUGUCCUCUUCCGGAAACUCAUGGUCCUCAAGUUCAAACUCACCUACCCUAGCGGAACCGCAACAGCCUACCUCAUCAACUCCUUCCACACCCCCAAGGGAGCGGUCUUGGCCAAGAAACAAGUCGCCACGCUCUUCAAAUCCUCCACUUUUAGUUUCCUCUUUGCUGGUUUCCAAUGGUUCUUUGCGGGCGGGGACGACUGCGGCUUCGCCAGCAUCCCGACGUUCGGCCUCAAAGCAUACGCGAAGAGAUUCUACUUUGACUUCUCCUCGACAUACGUGGGUGUCGGGAUGCUUUGCCCCGCCAUGGUAAACGUUUCCCUGCUCAUAGGGGCAGUGAUCUCGUGGGGGAUUCUGUGGCCUUGGAUUGAAACCAAGAAGGGGAAUUGGUACUCGGCAGACCUUCCUGGGUCCAGCCUUCACGGGAUCCAAGGAUACCGUGUCUUCCUGGCCAUUUCCAUGAUGCUCGGUGAUGGGCUUUUCCACUUUGUCUACAUGACCAUAACCACGCUUUUCAGCCUUUUUCUCAACAAGCGUAAUCGUGAUCGCAAUGGUGAAGAAGAAGAAGAAGAAGAAGAUUACGACGACAAGAUAAGGAGAGAAUACUUCUUGAAGGACUCAAUCCCGAAAUGGGCAGGAGUCUGCGGCUACAUUGUCCUGGCCAUUGUCUCCAUCAUUGUUGUGCCGCUGAUUUUCCAUCCUCUCAAGUGGUACCAUAUCGUGGUUGUGUAUGUGAUAGCUCCGGUUUUGGCCUUCUGCAACGCCUACGGCUGUGGUCUCACCGAUUGGUCACUCGCCUCAAACUACGGCAAGGUUGCCAUACUCAUCUUCAGUGCUUGGGUGGGUCUCAACAAUGGCGGCGUCUUGGCCGGUUUGGCUUCCUGCGGGGUCAUGAUGAGCAUCGUCUCCACCGCUUCGGACCUCAUGCAAGAUUUCAAGACGGGGUACCUGACUUUGGCUUCCCCAAGGGCAAUGUUCUUCAGCCAAGCCAUAGGAACCGCAAUGGGCUGCCUCGUAACCCCCUUGGUGUUCUGGAUAUUCUACAAGGCGUACCCGCUGGGUGAUCCCAACGGGUCCUACCCUGCCCCCUACGCGCUCAUGUACCGCGGCAUUGCGUUGUUAGGGGUGGAGGGGUUCGGAUCCCUCCCAAAGAACUGCCUCGGCCUGGCCGUGGGCUGCUUCGUUGUCGCGGUAGCCAUUGAUGCUCUCGUGGAGUUGCUGAAGAAGUUUGAGACAAGGUACAGAUUGUACCGCUUCAUUCCAAACCCAAUGUGCAUGGCCAUCCCCUUCUACCUCGGAGGCUACUUCGCCAUCGACAUGUGUGUUGGCAGCUUGAUUCUCUUCUUUUGGCGGAAGGCCAACGCUCAGAAAUCCAAAGAUUUUGGACCGGCUGUGGCGUCCGGGCUCGUCUGCGGUGAAUCCUUGUGGGGAAUUCCGGCGGCUGUGCUUGCAUUGCUUGGCGUCAAGGCUCCCCUUUGUUUGAAAUUCGCCUCAUCAUCAUCUUAAUUACUUGUACUUUUUAUCACGCUACUUUAGUUUUCAGCUUGCACUAGUUAAUUCAAUUCGUGUUUUGUUUUUAUUUUGUGGCAUAAGGAGUAAUAUUUUGCUUGCAGUAGUUAGUUAAUUCUUACCCUGUUACGUGCCGAUUAUACGUUUGUUAAUUUCAUAAUUUCAUAAUAAAAGUUGGUUUUUUUU
Molecule: messenger RNA, 2474 nt
Organism: Cuscuta campestris
Lineage: Eukaryota; Viridiplantae; Streptophyta; Magnoliopsida; Solanales; Convolvulaceae
Source: the annotation of a GenBank genome assembly